This is a messenger RNA of Daphnia pulex (common water flea), 1470 nucleotides long. RefSeq lists its product as uncharacterized. NCBI's taxonomy places the organism in Eukaryota, Metazoa, Arthropoda, Branchiopoda, Diplostraca, Daphniidae. The transcript is spliced from 2 exons. The coding region runs from base 109 to 873 and encodes 254 amino acids. The record is from RefSeq and is a predicted model, not a curated record.
ACAAUCCACAGCGGCCGGACGCGGUAUAUAAGCGGGCUGGCAGCUCAUCCGUUAGUCACAUUCAAAGUUACACAACAUCAUCUCCCAGUGCAUACUCUUAUUUUCACCAUGGGUUAUCCUAAUCAGAUGAGCAACUGUAUUGCGUUGUCAGUUUUGGUUCUGGUAUUGCUUCAAAUGACCGUCGCCAUCAGUGCUGGAUCCAUCCGCACUCGCAUCACGGCCGAAAUCGGCGCUGGUAGAGGAGUGAUGCCGAAGCUCAGCCGGAACUUCCAGCGGAUCUCUCGCAACACGGUGGCGGCCCAGAAACCGGAAUCGCAGCCGGAAAGUCGGGCGGAGCAUCAAUCGGAUGUCACGGUGGUGACUAUCACGGCCUCGACCAUGUCGACCAAUGAAGAAAUGCCCGAAAUGAAACCCGCGGACAUGGUCGUCAUCGACGCCGAGUCACCAGCAUCACCACCGACCACCGUUUCUUCUUCCGGCAAUGGGAUGACCGCCGAAAUGACGACCGAUGCGGCCCUGAUGCCCAUGUGGGAUUCCACCAAGAUCGAAACUCCGAAAAUGACGAAGGCGGACGACUCGUCGGCUUCCGACGAAGAUGAACCGGCCCGUCAACCGGAACUGAUCCCUUCGUUCGUCGACCGCAAGAAGGAAGCCGAGCGUUUGCGCAAAGUCGUUUCCGCCUUCCAUUUGAACCGCGUUCUGGGCACGACCGCGCCCACUCCCGGACUCUUCGGCGGUUUCCCCAUCACGGCCGCACCGUCGACCAGGCAGAGGGCCCUGGGAUUCCCGCUGCUCAUCACCAACACCCUCGACAAUUUCCACCAUCAACUCGACUGGUCCCGAUUCGGUUCCUUCUCGGCCGAGCUGGAAUAAUAUAAUUGCACAACAUAUCAAUCGAAAUUGAAAUUUCUUUUGAUUUGAUGUUGUUCGUUUAAUAAUGUGAUUCGACUUUGAUGGCACUUCAAUAACUUCUUCGUUUUCCCUUUAAUCUUUUCUUUUUGUGUUUAGUUAUUAUUUAGGUACUCCACAUUUUCUUUCCCCCCCUCGAUAGUCGAUAAACAGGUGGCAUUCAAUGCGUUGCGAGGGUGUGGUCUUCCGUUCCUAGAUGGACUCGGCGAACUGGUUCGUUCGUUUCGUUUUGAUUUUCGGUUCAGAGAUCUCCAAGGACGUUAGUAAUAUAGACUUUUUUGAGUAUGGAAACAACAACUACACAAUCGCCAAUUCGAUGUACUUGUAACCCAAAUGAAUCGAUGUUGCCGUAAAUGGGAGAAAAAACUCCUCCCCGCCAUGAAAUCCCGAAUUUAUCACGAAUUUUAUUGUUUGUUUGUUUUUUUUUAUUUCUUUCUAUUAUUUUUGUUUCAUUUUAAGAACGAGGACUUGCUGGUGAGCCUGACGUGAAAUGAAAAAGAGAAAUGUAAUCAAUAUAAAACUGUAAAGAAAAUAAUAAUAAAACGGGACCAACUGCUUAAA